GAAAUUCGGAGGGUCAGAUCUCGGAUUUGGACUGUCUAUAUAAACCCCCACAUCCCUCUCUGUUUGGAGCCAAACAGUUACGACACCUUCUUCUACUUCUUCUUCUCUCUCUGCCUCUGGUUCACACGGGAGAAACUAAAGGAAGCUAGAGCAGGUUCUAUUAUAAAAGCAAAAUGGUAAAGAUAUGUUGCAUUGGAGCUGGAUAUGUCGGAGGACCUACUAUGGCAAUCAUUGCAUACAAGUGCCCUGACAUCGAAGUAGUUGUUGUUGAUAUCUCUCUUCCUCGGAUCGCGGCAUGGAACAGUGAGCAGCUCCCCAUCUAUGAACCAGGUCUGGAUGGUGUUGUUAAGCAGUGCCGUGGCAAGAACCUCUUUUUUAGCACUGAUGUGGAGAAACAUGUCUGUGAGGCAGAUAUAGUGUUUGUUUCUGUGAACACCCCAACCAAAACCCGUGGUCUUGGAGCAGGCAAGGCUGCAGAUCUAACAUAUUGGGAGAGUGCAGCGCGCAUGAUUGCAGAUGUGUCAAAAUCUAGCAAAAUUGUGGUUGAGAAAUCAACAGUACCUGUCAAAACGGCAGAGGCAAUUGAAAAGAUUCUGACUCACAACAGCAAGGGCAUCAAGUUUCAGAUUCUCUCAAACCCAGAGUUCCUUGCCGAGGGAACUGCCAUCCAAGAUCUGCUUAACCCUGAUCGGGUUCUUAUUGGAGGCAGGGAAACCCCAGAAGGCCAAGAAGCUAUCAAAGCAUUGAAGGAUGUCUAUGCUCAUUGGGUCCCUGAAGAGCAGAUUCUGACAACCAAUCUGUGGUCUGCUGAGCUUUCCAAGCUAGCUGCCAAUGCCUUCUUGGCCCAGAGAAUUUCCUCUGUUAAUGCCAUGUCCGCACUCUGUGAGGCAACUGGUGCUGAUGUUACCCAGGUUGCUUAUGCUGUCGGUAAGGAUUCGAGGAUUGGUCCCAAGUUCUUGAAUGCUAGUGUUGGAUUUGGUGGGUCAUGCUUCCAGAAGGACAUCUUGAAUCUGGUCUACAUCUGCGAAUGCAAUGGUCUUCCCGAGGUAGCAGAAUACUGGAAACAAGUCAUCAGGAUCAACGAUUAUCAGAAGAACCGAUUUGUGAACCGCAUGGUCUCCUCUAUGUUUAACACAAUUUCAAAUAAGAAGAUUGCAAUUCUGGGAUUUGCCUUCAAGAAGGAUACUGGAGACACUAGGGAGACGCCUGCCAUUGAUGUGUGCAAGGGUCUGUUGGGAGACAAGGCUAGGUUAAGCAUAUACGAUCCACAAGUCACUGAGGACCAGAUCCAGAGGGACCUUUCAAUGAAGAAGUUUGAUUGGGAUCAUCCCCUUCACCUGCAGCCCAUGAGUCCCACCACAGUGAAACAAGUGGCCGUGGUUUGGGAUGCCUAUGAAGCAACCAAAGAUGCCCAUGGACUUUGCAUUCUUACCGAGUGGGAUGAGUUCAAGACUCUUGAUUACAAGCGCAUCUACGACAACAUGCAGAAACCUGCUUUUGUGUUUGAUGGCAGGAACGUCGUGAACGGGGAUGAGCUGAGGAAUAUUGGCUUCAUUGUGUACUCAAUUGGUAAGCCAUUGGAUGCUUGGCUCAAGGACAUGCCUGCUGUUGCAUGAGGAGGAUACCGAUCGGAUUUAUUUUGGUUUGUUCAGUUCAUCAUAGUUUGUCUUCUUGAUUUGAUUAUUUACUGUGGACCAAUGUAAUUCCCUGUGCCAUGUUUUUGGUUUUUAUGAAUUAAAUUCAUUAAAAGAGUCAAAUAAAUGAAGUUUUUCUUAUACCAA
This is a messenger RNA of Tripterygium wilfordii, 1781 nucleotides long. RefSeq names its product UDP-glucose 6-dehydrogenase 1. Gene Ontology annotation, molecular function: UDP-glucose 6-dehydrogenase activity; NAD binding. Gene Ontology annotation, cellular component: nucleus; cytosol. The transcript is spliced from 2 exons. Gene Ontology annotation, biological process: glycosaminoglycan biosynthetic process. The record is from RefSeq and is a predicted model, not a curated record. NCBI's taxonomy places the organism in Eukaryota, Viridiplantae, Streptophyta, Magnoliopsida, Celastrales, Celastraceae. The coding region runs from base 174 to 1616 and encodes 480 amino acids.